AAACUGUGACUCUGGCUGUGUACAGGUCAUUUAUGUGGUAGAGGCACUGAUGGAGACAGAAGUGGAUACAUUUGAUGGAAAGGCCACUAUUCUCAGCCAGGCAAAUCCUCUGUAUAACAACACCAUGAAGCUGUUUGAGGCUGACCACUACGACGUCCAGCACAGUGAGCUGAGGUCUGGGAAACCAGCACGCAAACAGUGCUGUAUUCCUGUUCUCAUAAUUUUCUUCCUCCUGCUGAUUGCACUUAAUUCUUUGCUGGCUUAUAAAGUUUUCACUCUGGAGGCUUGGGUUCACUCUCACUGUAUAUUGGAUGAUGAUGCCAGCACAGAUAAAUUAAUAUCUACAAGUCAAGCGGUCAACCUAGGCAACUCUAUCUCAAACCGGCACUCUAAGCAUGAGUGUCUUUCUUAUCUGUGUGGGGAGGAUGGAACACUAGAGCAACUGAGGAUCCAAAUAAACCAGUUCAACUUAAGUGCACAAAGAGCCAUGGUUUGUCCACCUGGUCCACCUGGCCCUCCCGGACAUUUUGGACCACAAGGAUUUCCAGGUCCUCCAGGUAUACCAGGGAUACCGGGGGGGAAAGGAGACACUGGGUCACCAGGUAGGUCAGGUGAGCCUGGACCUCCAGGUGAAAAAGGAGAGAGAGGCAUCUCGGGUGUGGCAGGGAUGAGGGGGCCAGAUGGCAUCACGGGUGCACCUGGUAUUCCUGGCUUGAAGGGGGACACAGGAGAAAGAGGAAUGCAAGGUUUACCCGGUGCAGAUGGGCGUCCCGGAUUAGAUGGAAAGACUGGCAUUACAGGAGUUCCGGGAUAUCCGGGACAUCCAGGGCUUAAAGGAGACGCAGGACCUAGUGGUGAACGGGGAGACAUUGGUCCUCCAGGGCCUAGAGGGCCUCCUGGUCCAGAAGGACCUACUGGUCUGCAAGGACCACCUGGAGAAAAAGGUUCACCUGGACCCAAGGGAGACAAUGGCCUUGGCAUUCCAGGGAGCCCAGGACAACCAGGACAAAAGGGAGAUAAUGGUUUGCCAGGUGUCCCUGGACCUAGAGGACUGAAUGGAGAGAAGGGCAGUAAAGGAGAUUCAGGAAUCCCGGGUUUACCAGGGCAGAAGGGAGAGCUAGGUCCUAAGGGUGAGAAGGGCAACAUAGUUACCCCAGCUGUUGUUCGUUUAGUGGGAACCGCCAGCCGUGGAAGACUGGAGGUGUUGUAUCAGAAUGUUUGGGGAACAGUGUGUGAUGACUCAUUUGACAGUGUGGAUGCUUUGGUGGUGUGCAAGAUGCUGGGCUACCAGAGGUCCAACCAAGUGUUCACGGCCACUUCAGGAAGUGGACAGAUCUGGAUGGAUGAGUUGAGAUGUACCGGGCAGGAGAAGAGUAUAUUUGACUGUCCACAUGCAGGAAUGGGAAUUCAUAACUGUAACCACGGAGAGGAUGUGGGAGUUAGCUGUGUUUGAGUCAAAAACACUUCACACACAAAGAAACAUACUCAUAAGGAGGACCUAAAAGUAUUUGUACAUUAAGCCACAUUUGAAAAUGUCUGAAAAUAAAUGCAAUAGAAAAACAAUAUGAAACUAAAUGGCAUCUGGAAACAAAUGAUCCUAGAGCUUCUCUCAGAACUAACUUUUAUUUUCUUGACCAUUUUGUAAAUGAUUUUCAAUUAGAACUGUCGAUGUAACACAUUAAUUUAGUGUGAUUAAUUAUAAGUUAAGAAAUAAUGUGUAAAGAAAAUAACAUAUACGUAAAUUCUGUAAUAAAAAUAAGCAUUGUCCUACCAUCUCAGUAAAUAACACGUUUUUACGAGCCGCAUCAGCAAGGGGCAGUCAGUAUGCCUCAACAAAUCUCGCAAGUUUCACAGAUUCAGAAAGAGAGCCACAAAGGACGUAUAUGACAGCUGGGCAAGGCACAACAGAAUGCAUCUCGAAAAACAAUUUUAAUUAAACAGCAUUAACUUAGACAUGUUGCACUUAUGUUUUAUGAUUUUAAAUCUAACAUACUUGUUUUAAUGUUCCCCUUGAGAAAUGUGCUUGUGCUAUAUUUCUUUGAAAUAAAAGUAUUUUCCUUCCCUAUAUAUUGUCAUCUAAUGAUAUAAAAUUGAGACAUUUUUAAGUGUGGCUUAAGUGUCCAAAUACUUUUUGGGGUCUCUUUAGGUGUACACAUCAACAACAAAACAAAAUCACUCAUUUAUAUACUGUUUUAGGUGAAAACUACUCAACACAUAUACAGUCAAAUGUACAAUGACUUGACAAUAAAAAGUUGUAACUUUUCACACUCUAAAAUCUGUCUUAACAUUUUGGUCUCUUAACAUUAAACACUUCUCUAUCUCUUGUC
Molecule: messenger RNA, 2327 nt
Organism: Myxocyprinus asiaticus (Chinese sucker)
Lineage: Eukaryota; Metazoa; Chordata; Actinopteri; Cypriniformes; Catostomidae
Gene: marco
Product: macrophage receptor with collagenous structure
Exons: 17
Coding region: 50-1453 (467 amino acids)
Cellular component (GO): membrane
Source: RefSeq, a predicted model, not a curated record